Batrachochytrium dendrobatidis JAM81 is the source of this 1003-nucleotide messenger RNA. RefSeq lists its product as uncharacterized. The record is from RefSeq and is a predicted model, not a curated record. Lineage: Eukaryota; Fungi; Chytridiomycota; Chytridiomycetes; Rhizophydiales. The transcript has 6 exons. The coding region runs from base 1 to 993 and encodes 330 amino acids.
AUGGCUUUGUUACGUGCUCCGCUUGUUAUUCCAGCCAUAUUUCCUAAACCAUAUAUCGCGUAUCCCAACUGCACAACAGCAUGUGGAUCAAAAAAGGCAUGUCCUCAAACGCCAUGCAUGCUCGGAUCAGCCAAUACUACCUCCAACACCCCAGGAUUUGUUUUACAAAGCCUGUGCAACAUGCCACAAUUGAUCUGGACAUCGCGAGAUGAUCUUCAUCCUUGUCAGGAAUAUUCUGGUUUGAAUUUAGUCGAAAUUGCAUAUGGAAUUGAUCGUGGUAAUUUAGAUAUUGUUCGCGAUCCUACUGGGUAUGACGCUAGUGUGUGGCGAGUACUAUAUCCUGGUAGUAGCUAUCGACCCAAAGCCAUCGAUGCACCAAUCGGCGGAGCUGGUUUCUAUAGUGCACCAAUAGAUCUUUCAAACGCCAAAUCAGUGACAUAUCAAUACGACGUACUAUUUCCAGUCGGAUUUGAUUUCGUCAAGGGAGGAAAACUACCUGGUUUAUUUGGUGGCCAUCCAGAAUGCUCUGGAGGUGCUAAAGCCUUGGAUUGCUUUUCUACCAGACUCAUGUUUCGAGCGUACGGAGAUGGUGAGCUCUACCUCUACUCGGAUAAAAACGCUCAGGACCCACGACUGUGCAUUAAUCAAACCAUUCCAUUAGUUCCCGGCACAGUUUGUGACGAUAAAUAUGGUACAUCCAUUGGUCGUGGAGCGUGGCGAUUCCCUCUUGGAGAAUGGACAAGUGUUCAGCAAACCAUUACUUUAAACACCAUCGAUUCACACACCCUGCUACCCAAUCGUAAUGGUUUGGCGGUGAUUCGAGUCAAUGGGGAUACGGUGAUUGACACAGGGAAUAUUGUGUAUCAGACAUCAAACAUUGGAUUUGCGGGAAUUGAUUUCGAGACUUUCUUUGGGGGAAGCACAAAUGAUUGGGCUACUCCAAGAGAUCAGGUCACAUACUUUCGCAAGCAAAAACUAAAGAUUGAAUAUUGAUCAGACCUAU